Chanos chanos (milkfish) is the source of this 1390-nucleotide messenger RNA. It is a transcript of the gene ccdc28a, whose product is annotated as coiled-coil domain containing 28A. The record is from RefSeq and is a predicted model, not a curated record. The transcript is spliced from 6 exons. The coding region runs from base 118 to 687 and encodes 189 amino acids. Lineage: Eukaryota; Metazoa; Chordata; Actinopteri; Gonorynchiformes; Chanidae.
UUUUAGGUCUGCAGCACCGUAACUUUGGAAAAGUUAGAUUGCUAUUUAGUUUAACAAUGCUGCCAGAAAGUGAUCCAUCUGUCCUGUAAAAGACGACGUCAUAACUGCUCUAUUCGGAUGCGGGAAAUAAUCGACAUGGAGGAGAGAAAGAUGAAACGUAAAAGCCCAAGGCCGUCCACCAACCAGCCGGCACCUCCGGUCGCGGCCCGCAAAAAUGCCAGCUCCACCAGCAGGAACUUCAGCUUCAACGGAAUGGGCACUCACUCCAGUCAAAAGGCAAAGUAUCGCAGGGGAGUGAGAGACAAACCCAAGCAACAAGGGCAGUCCGGGAAGAGUAACCAAUCUGCUCCCAUCCAGCACUCCUUCCUCACUGAUGUGUCUGAUGUUCAGGAGAUGGAGAGAGGCCUCCUCAGCCUCCUCAAUGACUUCCACUCUGGCAAACUCCAAGCCUUUGGAAACGAGUGUUCCAUUGAUCAGAUGGAGCGUGUUCGGGAGAUGCAGGAGAAACUGGCCAGGUUGCACUUUGACCUCAACGGAGAGGUGGAUGAGAUGCCAGAGGACCAGAAAAAAGUUGCCUCUGACACUAAUAUGGACAAAUUACUACUGAAUCUGGAAGAGUUGAGUUCGUCAAUACAAAAGCUGAAUCUUGCCGAUAGUCAAGACAUCCCCAGAACAGCCAGCGUCUAAUCUGGAGAUUAAACAGUAUUGGGGUUUUAACCAUAUAGAACACUGUGGAAUGAUAAUCCUGUGGAAUGUGUUGACUACGGAUUGUAUGCACUUUAAUAUUAAUGACCAUAUCAAAGAACCAGAACUCUGUAGUCAUAAUCAUAAACGUAGACUCGAUGUUGUGUCUUGUCUGUCAGAAACUUGUGGUGUGUGGUUAUUCAGUGGUAUGUGCCUGUGCCCUGAGAUAUGUCCAGUUGCAAUAAGAGUUUUUAUUAGAGUAAUCCAGUAUUUAUAAAUCUUUAACUAUGCCUUGAGGUUGCACACUGAUGCAGCCAUGUAAAGGACAACCCCCUCAGCAGGUUUUGUCCCUCAACAAACCGCUAAUGUUUCACUAGUGUCUGUAAUUGGUGUUAUAAAGGGUAAGGUAACAGACGACUGUUGAAAACACUGUUAAGAAAUUUAAGACUGCAAACUUACCUUGCCUUAUUCUUGUGUUGUUAUGGAAGAUAUGCAGUUUGGUGUUACAUCUGAGGCUUCUUCGAUUGUAAUUCUUUUGUAUUAUAUUUCUUCUCAGAUUUGCUUUAUCUUAUUUUGCAGAAUUGCGUAAUCUUUAAUUUGAUCAGAACUGGUUUGUAAAACUGGGGCGUGCGUGUGUGAGGUUUUGGGUGUUUUUUUUUGUUUUGUUUUGUUUUUUUGGAUCAAUAAAAGUCUGUUCGACUGAGUA